Notolabrus celidotus (New Zealand spotty) is the source of this 2551-nucleotide messenger RNA. It is a transcript of the gene lamtor1, whose product is annotated as late endosomal/lysosomal adaptor, MAPK and MTOR activator 1. The record is from RefSeq and is a predicted model, not a curated record. The coding region runs from base 215 to 691 and encodes 158 amino acids. Gene Ontology annotation, molecular function: molecular adaptor activity; guanyl-nucleotide exchange factor activity. Gene Ontology annotation, cellular component: lysosome; Ragulator complex; late endosome membrane. The transcript has 5 exons. NCBI's taxonomy places the organism in Eukaryota, Metazoa, Chordata, Actinopteri, Labriformes, Labridae. Gene Ontology annotation, biological process: cholesterol homeostasis; regulation of receptor recycling; positive regulation of MAPK cascade.
CCGGAAGUGGUGGUUUUGUUGUUGCACCAGGGCUGCUGUCAUGUGAUAGCUCGUCCGUGGAGCUGCUGUUGACAGUAGCUUCCUACUUUUAGAUGAAGCUAAAAUAACAAAACAGAAGAGAAGUUUUAUGUUUUUCGGAGAAGAUAACCGUGGCUUCUUUCUGACGGUGAACAGGAGAGCUGGGGUUGUAUAGUUUGGCCCCCCGGACGCCGUCAUGGGUUGCUGUUACAGCAGCGAGAACGAGACUCCCGAACAGGACCAUGAUGAACGUAAGCCGCUGAUCCCCCCUCCAGUUAGCAAACCCCCAAAUGGGACGGACUGGAUCACUACCAGUGUCCCAUCAGCGCGAACAGACGAACAGGCCCUUCUUACAUCCAUCCUCACCAAGACAGCACAGAACAUUAUUGAUGUCUCAGCAGCUGACUCUGUCAUGAUGGAGCAGCAUGAAUACAUGGACAAAGCUCGGCAAUACAGUACAAAGCUGGCUGUGUUGAGUAACAGUCUGCCCCAGAAAAAAGCCCUCGCUCUACCCUCCCUAACCAGCCAGCCCCACCAAGUGCUUGCAAGUGACCUGGUGCCAUACUCAGACGUUCAGCAGGUGUCCAAGAUAGCUGCAUACGCUUACAGUGCAAUCUCUCAAAUCAAAGUGGAUGCUAAAGAAGAACUGGUGGUUCAGUUUGCCAUUCCUUGAUUUUUCAGUUCUGGCCUGCCUACUGUUCCUCCCACCCUGCUCUCUGUGUCACUCUGCAUCCUCACCUUCCAGCCCACCCAUAUUAAAGCAUCUUGGUCCUUGUGCUUCUUAGCUUUGCCUCGAACUGCUACAAAGACGAAGAUGAUGUAGGAUCACACCCUAUGGCUGCCCUUUUGUGUAUUUAAUUAUGGGUCAUCAGUUAAUUGUCAUCAUAAGCAACCAUAGGGGUUUGAUCUCAUAUCUACAACAAGGCCUCUUCUGUAUGCAGUGUGCAUCACAGACUUUGUCAGAACCAGCUGUGGAAAAAGUCCUCAGUCAUCCUUCUUGGUGAUCUUAUUUUAAAACGGUUUGAUGGCCAUUCUCAGUGUCUUUAUUCUUUCCCCAGGCUGUAUACUCAGGCAAGCAUGGCUAGUUUGACACCUCAGACUGCUCUCAUAAGCUUGUGGGAUUUUAAUGGCUCUGGGUGUUUAUACUUGAUUCAAUAUCCAUUUGGAACAAGAGAAAUGAGGAAUCUCUCAGGCAUGGAAGAAUGCAAGUUAUCACAGUACCAUAGGCCCUAGUGCACAUGCUAAAUACUUCAGCCUCAUCCCUGGAUAAAAACAAACUUGCAACAUGACUUAAAAACUGCCCUUCAUGUCUUUGAUUCUGUUUUGUCAUCCUGGAUUGGCACUGCUUAUUCUAUUGUUUUUCCUCUUCCAUUGCAAAAACAGUAAAACAUAGAGCUAAACGAGGCUAAGAAUGUCAUCUUAAAGGGGAAGAUCUCAUCAUAAGUUAGGCUGUUGUCAUUUUAUUCAUCCUGCACCAAGAACCAUGGCUCAUUACAACCUUAACAUGAACGAGUAAACCAUCCUCACUUGAUUUCAUUGACAUUGCAGUGCAACAAUGUUUCAAAAGUGUCUGUGAAACAGGUACUGCUGGUUAAUAUGUGGCUAGUUUAUAACCUGUUAAUCCAGUUGAGGCCAACAUAUGAAAGGCUUGUCCAUGGCUGGUGUCUUCUGGUGGGCGAGGAUACAAACAUAAACUGGAGGAGGAUGCUGGAUCCUGCAGAUGUCACUUAGGGGCAGGGAAUGGAGCUUUCUUGGGACAUAGGUUUCUCCUGUUUACAGACAGUAAUGUGUCUUCUGCAGUUUUCUAGCACUAACAAAAUGAGUUAGCAGACUCUUUCAAUCAAAUCAAAGAGCGUCACAUUGAAUAGCAGCAUAUAGAGAUGAAGGGGGAGGGUGCGGGAGGAUUAUUGCAUAUUCAUGCCUUUGUACAGAUUUUUCUGAUUGCAUAUAAAACAGAUGAUGGAUUGUAUGAAGUUCCUCUUUGUUGAGAGUUCAUUGUUCAGGAUUGGCUAAGAUCUUGUGGUGAUGACAAGUUUUUAUGAAACACAAGAACACUUUUAAGGCUUUCCUUUGUUAGCUCUUCAGAUUGCAUUUUGUUAUAUGAUCAAGUUGUCCAUAUUAAUCAUAAACUAACCGCUGUAGCAGAGUGGGGGAGCAUUAACAAUCUAUGUACCACCGCAGAUAAAAUGAUCCAAGACCUUUCUGUGAUUAUUUAUUUGUGUUUUUUAAAUGUAUAUUUGCUCUUUGGAGGAGAGCAUGUGACUGUAUGCGUGGGCAGAGAGCACAGUGAGUGGCUCUUGAGUCUAAGAAGGGAUGAUCUGCAAGGCUGUGAUUAUUUCAACCGCGCAACUGAUUUGAGCUUUUUGCAAUGGGUUCUUGGCAUUUUUUUCUGUUUCGUUUGUUUCUCUGAUGUGUUAUACUACCUGAAGUAUGUUUGUAAUAUCUUAGGCUAGUACCAAAAAGUUUUAAGAAUUUGCGUUUAUUUUUUGUUUGUUAUUUGGUUUAAUUACUUCAUUAAAGAUUUUCAACAUAA